GGCUAGAAACACUUCGGCAGCCGGAGCAUCACUCGAGAGCGCGCCGGGGAAUCGUGCACACACUGAUCUUCCUCGAGAAGGUGUCGGAUCAAUGUUUGCGCGUGGACGCAUCCCCUCUCGAGUGAGGCGCGAAAAGAGGGAAUAAACGGCCGCGGGUUCGAUGAGGAGAACGGUGAUGAUGAUGAUGAUGAAGAGUCGACACCUGUGAUCAUCAUCCGCAGCAUCAGUCAGUGACAUGUUUGGCUCCAGCAGCACUAUGACCGAUGGAGAUUAUGACUAUCUGAUCAAACUCCUGGCGCUGGGCGACUCUGGAGUGGGAAAGACCACCUUCCUCUACCGUUAUACAGACAACAAAUUCAACCCCAAAUUUAUCACCACUGUGGGCAUCGAUUUCAGAGAAAAGAGAGUGGUUUACACAACAAACAGCCCUAAUGGAACAACAGGAAAGACUUUUAAAGUUCACCUGCAGCUUUGGGACACUGCAGGACAGGAGAGGUUCAGGAGUUUAACCACUGCUUUCUUCAGAGAUGCCAUGGGAUUUCUCUUAAUGUUCGAUCUGACGAGUCAACAGAGUUUCCUGAAUGUUAGAAACUGGAUGAGUCAGCUACAGGCCAACGCAUAUUGUGAGAAUCCAGAUAUUGUUCUUGUUGGUAAUAAAGCGGAUCUGGCCGACCAGAGAGAAGUGCAGGAGAAACAAGCCAAAGAACUGGCAGAUAAAUACGGGAUUCGUUACUUUGAGACAAGCGCAGCCACUGGUGCUGAGGUUGACAAAGCCGUGGUGACGCUGUUGGAUCUGGUGAUGAAGAGGAUGGAGCAAUGCGUGGAAAAACCCGCAGCAGACGGACAGAACGCAGACGGCACCAACAAACUGGACGCUCCGCCGGCCAAUGAGAAGAAAUGCGCAUGUUAAAGAAGGAGGACGAGUCCUUUAUCUCUCUAUAAUGGAGCGGUAUGAAAGCGAAGCCCGUCCCAGUGAUCUCAAACUGCCUGCGCUGGUGCUGUUCAGGUCUGGAUCGCACGUCUCUCUCCACUCGCUGUAUUAGAGAUCUGUCUGGACAUUUUUCUUUUCUUUCGGAGAGUUUUUAUGAUCCGCUCUACUGCCUUGUGUUUAACAGGUUUCCCUUACUAAAGCCUCUCUAUCAACCCCUUUAAAAUGUGUCGGAGAAAACAAGACAUAGAUCUUAGGCCCGAAUCACACGCUUACCUGCAUUGAUGUGAUGAUAUUUAACUUAUCAACUAAAACUAACUUUAACCUCUUCACACUGUUUGUCUGCUGUGAUCGUAGAAGCAGCCGGUUAGUUUACACCAAGAAUGAAUUGAGUACUUGUGUUGCGGUUUAAUUUGACAGAUUUCAAAGCAUAAGAUGGUGUGGAUCUCAGCUUGUUUGCCUUCAUGUGCUCGUGUAGUUUGACUCCUCACAAACACUAUAAUCUAAUCAACUGAGAUGAUGGACGUCGGCUUGAGUUUCUUUAGCUCUGAAUGAAUUUUAUUGAAGUCAGAUGAAUGUUUUUUUUCACACUACGAGAAGAUAACGCUGUAGCUGAUAGACGGCUGAUGUUGUGUGCCAAUCCCUGGUGAACGCAGACCUGUGCAUGUCUACAGUCCAGACUGAAGAUCUCUGAAUGAGUUUCAGUGUUUUUCUGUACAGCCUGUGAAUGCUUGCGUGUUAAAUGAGCGUGUAAUGCAUGCAGACUUCACAUACAGAGAGAUAUCAAACCUGAAAACAGAUAAGAUUUCAUUUCAGUUGUGUAGAUCUGACUGGGACGUCAUCUGUGGCGGAUAUUUUCUCAUCCUGUUAUCUUAUGUUUAUGGUAUAUAACUGUUAUUGUAAACAGUACAAACCUACAGACAAAGUUUUUGUUGUUAUAUCUACUGUGCUUUAGCAGAUUCAUGAAGGGUUUUCUGGACUACAACUGCUUAUGACUUUAAACUAUUUAAGGAAAUCAAAUGAAGGUUUAAAGGGAUAGUUUAACCAAAUAUUACAAUUCUAUCAUCAUUUAUGUCCCAAAAGGGACUACGGAUGAAAAUGAGACAAUAGUGGUUAAAUCUGGUGCAUUUGACAUAUUUAUGUAUUAUUUAUUAAUGUGCAUUAUCGCUGAUUAAAUAAAUAAAAUGACCUUUAUGUUGUUUUAAACCUGUAUGAGUUUCUUUAUUUUCUAAAAGCAUACAGUUGACAGUACCCCAUAUGGCAAAAAUGUGUUUUAAAUAUACAUUUUGUAGACAGUAAUACUCAAUUGAAUAUAUCAACAUAUAUUUCAGGGGCAAACAAAUGCAUUUCUAAUUUACAUCCCAUAUGGCAAAAAUAUUUUAAAUAUAUGCUAAGUAUAUUUUUGAAAUGUAAAAUAUAUUUGAUUUAAACCUUUUUAAAACAUAUAUUUAUAGGUUCGUAACAGAAACAAAGUUUUUAUUUCAACGUGACAUGAAUAUAUUGCCUUUGAUUGAAAUAUAUGGAGGAUUAAAUAUAUUUUUUAAUGCUUUAAAAUGUAUUUAUUUUUUAAAUAUAUUUCAAAAAAUGACCAAAAUAUAUCAGUGAAAAAUAUAUUUUUGUAAAAAUACCCCAAAAUAUAUUUUAGCAAAUAUAUUUUUGGCCAUUUUUUGUAUAUUUUGAAAUAUAUUUUAGCAGAUAUAUUAUUUGCUGUAUGGCAUUGAUUUUCAUAGUAGGAAUAACAAAUACUAUGAAAGUCAAUGGGUAAAGUCUACUGUAUGCUUGCCAUCAUUUAUCAAAAUAUCUUGUGUAAAAACAGAAUAAAGAUACUCAUACAGGUUUAAAACGACAUGAGGGUAAUUUUUUUUUCUUUAUUUAAUCAGGGAUAAUGCAUAUUAAUAAUAUAUGAAAAUGUAAAAAUAUACCAGAUUUUGCAGAUACUGGUCUCUCAUCCACUAAGCAUGCUUAAACAAAAAACUUUUGUAACAAAAUUUCUUCUAAAUGUACUGAAUGUGCGCUGCGGAAAGCCCUUAUAUGGAGCUGGUUUGGGCGUGUUUUAUGCAAAUUGCCAACUUUGUGCACGCGGUGCUCAUGUAGAAAACUCCAAAUUCACUAACAU
Messenger RNA from Paramisgurnus dabryanus, 3044 nucleotides. RefSeq names its product RAB27B, member RAS oncogene family (gene rab27b). The record is from RefSeq and is a predicted model, not a curated record. NCBI's taxonomy places the organism in Eukaryota, Metazoa, Chordata, Actinopteri, Cypriniformes, Cobitidae. Gene Ontology annotation, molecular function: GTPase activity; GTP binding.